AUGCCGGAUACAAUCAAAGACUUUGACACCGUGCUGGUGCCAAUGCAGUUGGAGGCCUUUGUGCUAAACCCAGCUGUAUGCGGCAGUGGUGAAGAGGGCGAUGAUACAACACGCAUCGCACCCAUCACGCAGCCCAACUACACUUUCCUGCGACUGGACAAAUACAUGCUGCAGAAAGAUGUUCAGAACCACGCAGAUCUUCAUAACACUGCUCCUGCUAUUGUGAACCCGCGUCUCUAUGACCUCGGGAGCCGUGAUGAUGAGGGACAGCCUAAAGCUCUCCGUCAUCGUCACGGCGUGUACAUCCAUUGGAUUCUGCCUCGUUUCUAUCGAUCAGGCACAUCAGCGGGCAGCACAGUUUCGAAGCAGAGGAGGCGAGAAGAGCGCUUGAGACGUGGCUUGCAUGCUGCGCCUGGAGACGUUGAAGAGGAUGGCAGCAACGAUACGCCAGACUUUGUCCAACCGCCGACUAGGUGGAUUGUGAUUCGCAAGAUUGAAGUGGACAGCAUACAACCAGCAGAUGCGAAAUCAGCCUUUCAAGACAAAGAAUAUGAGGCGUGGGUGGUUGAUAGUGACCACAUCUGGUCACUGGACCAGAUUCCAUUGGAUAUGGACCUGCAGACGGACUUUGCGCCGUUUGUCAAAGGACACGCCGGCUCAGACAUCAAUAUUGGCGAGCAGGCCGAAGUCUUUAUCGGACGUAAGACUCCGUUGGCGGACUGGUCCGAAACACCAAAUCCCAGCGUUGAUCCGCCCAAUCUCAGCCUGCUACAGAGCGGCAACCAACUGUUCGCAGACUUCCAGAUGCACAAUACGAAUGUCUUCAGUGUGCUAGACAAUUUUGAGUACGGGGCUGGCGAUAAAGAUGGACCCAAGUAUCUGUCUUAUGCCAAAGCUAGCUAUUAUGUCCUUGGAUGGCACUGGAAAGAUGAUGUUGAUCCUUUGUGGACUUCUGGCAAGACAAUUGCCCACGGCGCCAGCCUGGCAAACCUAUUCAUGACUCUCCAAGGCGCGGAUCCUACAGACUCGUGGAUGGAGAAAAUCAGCCAGUUGCAUCUCAUGUGUCACGGUGCCAUGUACGACGUUACAUGGGAUCAUGAAAACAAGCCAAAAGAUGUGCCGGCGGAUCGGUACAAUGCUCGUCUCCGUGAUCAGGAACUAGCGGCUGUCUCUGUGGGAACAACUCCCAUGGAUGCUAUCAUCUCGUACUGCACGGCUCGCAAGGACCAUCCAGGGAUCCCCGGCGACAUUGCCAAGUUGGAAGAGUCAAUCUUGGCCAUUGACUCGCUUCUAUACGCGCGUGAUGAUGGCGUCGAGGAUCAGCGCCAAGCCAAAGAUACCAUCUAUAACUGGUCCUUUACACGCUCUCCCGGAGGUGAAAGGUACUAUUUCUCCGGAAAUGAUAAUGACGGAAAAUCAGACAAUCAGCCAAUGGUACCGGAGAGGGAAGCCAUCCUUGCGCUCCGCGACUUGAAUCAGACCAAGAAGCUCCUCGAUGCGUGCCGUUUUGCAAUGACUCAGUAUCGCUGGGACAUGUUCUCACUGUGGUGGAAGUUUGUCAGCGAUGCUGGCAAUGAUGGCACUGAUCCCACCGCCCCGGCAUUCCUUCAAAAGGCCAAAGAUCUAUCAGAGCACAUUUCUCGCCUCAAAGACCGCAUGGAGGAGCUGCAGCAUAAGAUUGAUCUUAUGUUGGACCCUCCGAUCGCCAUCCAUGGGACGAACUUUUUGGCGACAGCCAAACCUGCCAGCAUGCCUGCCUAUUGCCGGGCGAACAAUCCUACUGUCCUCAUUGGAGGCAUAGAGUCAGGCUGGCCGACGGACUAUCUGAACAGAGUUUCUGUCCGAGCACCAUAUCAGGUCAUUCCCUCGUCCGCUGCCUUACCCGAGUCCUUGAACAAAGUUUUGGCUCUAUUUAAGGAAAUGCCUCCAUUACUUAAGCAGCACGCAAUUGAUCUAGCGACAGAGUUCUAUGCUCUUCGUCCUGGCGGUGGCGAUUCUGGCACGGCGCCGGAGUCCCGCUUCUACCCACAGUUCCACGACAAGACGAUUGAUCCCGAGACUCAAAUUGAGCGCUGGCGGGAUCAGUGGUCAGAGCGACAGCCAUGGUUCCCGCUAUUUGUGGAGUGGGAGAUUGAGUACGACCACAUUCCCUUUGAGUAUUGGAACUUGGACGAGCACACAGCUCGCCUAUCGGCCAACGUACUCUCUCGUUAUGGCAUCACUGUGAAACCAAGGGACGGCAAAGAAGCUCUCCCACUUUGGGACGAUCUGAAGAUUUCCCAGGGAGAUAAAGGUCCAGAUACACGCAUUCUAUCUGGGCGCUCACUCAUAUUACCGCAGCCCAGCUUCUCGCUUGAGGCUAAGGUAGUCCAACUGUUUGAUAAUACUCCCGAAGAUAUCUUGAACAAGUACUUGACCAAAGAGGACCGGUGCAAUUUAAAGAAUAACAUGCGCAAGCUGUCAUAUCUUUCUUCUCCGCUCUCUGGCUUGUUUGAUGGGUUGGUCACCCAGGCAGAAGGCAGCCAUGUGAAGCCCGAGAACAAGUUCGUCGGUCCCGAAGGCGAAGUCAGCGAAGCAAUGGUUGAAGCUGUCAUUGAAACUGCUGGUUUGACAAAACCCAACCUGGAAAUGAUCAUGGGCAACUCUGCCCUCACGCCGUAUGCGGCACAGCAGGAUUUUGCAACGGAUAAAUGGAAUCCCUUCAAGCCAGUCACACACGGGCAGUUUAGAUUCCGCAAGCUCAAUGUCAUUGACAAGUUUGGGCAAGCUCUGAUGGCCAUUGACCAGAAGCCGCGAGUGGAUGGACCGCCACCAAUCUACCCCUGCAUCAGUGACUUUUACGAGCCACAGACCAUCGAGGUAGACGGCAAACUCUACGCUAAUACGGUGAUCAAAGAUGAGGCCAAGCAGUGCGAAUUCCUGCAACUGCCGCCUCAAAUCAACCAAAAUGCUCGUCUAAAUGCCGACUUUGUCAAGCGAAUUGCUGACGAUCCGCCUGACAUGAAAGAGGGACUGGAUGAAGGUGCGAAUGGAGCUACUUGGCGUCCGGCAACAGAGUGGGAAAACCCAAUCUGGGGCUGGGUCAUUACCAAUUACGCCGACUUUGGCAUCCAGCUCUUCUUGCCAGACGGUACUUUCUACCGCGAGGUCCGCUUUGGAGGGCCCCUUGGCGCAUUGGAUGCUCCCAAAUGGCUACCUUUUGCACCAUCCACGGAUCCUCCGACGCCAGAGACCAGGCAGCUUGAUGCGUUGGCUAAAGAGCUUAAUGAUCCCUCAUAUUUGGAGGGAUUCUGGUAUAUGAUCACAACUGCUCAAUCAAAGCUGGCCGCUGCACCGACCUCUUACGCAUCGUUUCUCAAUGCCAUCGUGGGCAAACCUCUUGCCUUGGUCAACAUGGGCUGGUCGCUUGAACUUGAAAGCCAACCUCUGCAGACUCAAACCACCAAGAGCCCCCUGACGGCCCCCGAGCGCCUGUUGACCAAGCCAGAUGACGACGACGACGAGUCGCCAUAUUACAAGUUCCAGAUCCGCUUUGGCGACCGUGAAGCUGAAUAUGAUGGCCUUGUGGGCUAUUUUGACACCACUACACCGAAGUCAGAUGAACUCAAUCUGAGCAAGGUCAAGACAUUUUUUGCGCCAGAGGAGGGUGAGAAAAAACCGCUAGAGCGUCUCAACACUACAAACUAUCCCCUCUUUACACCUUUCUGGGAGGCUCCAUUUCCUACUCGAGCACCGUACGAUAAUGAAAACUUGAUUGUCAAGCCGGCAGCAUUUGAUGAUCGCCGCAACGCGCGCAUGUCCGUCUUUGGCGCUAUUAUUGACCCGUUCACUCCUGUGCAAGCCUAUUCAUCAUUUCUGCCACCCGUUUCGCUGACGUUGCCUCACUGGAGCUGGCAAAGCGCCAUGAACACCAUGACCGCAUUCUUUCACGCGGGGCCUUUGACCAUACCGCUGAAUGACGUUCCAGAAUAUCAUGAGAAGGAACUUCUCACUAGCAAAAAUGCUAGGGAUAUGCCGCUGCGAAAUCUUCCCCUGCCUUCUCUGGGGCCGGGAGAUUGGUCCUUUUUCCAGCCUUAUGCGCAGCCGUCUGAGGAAGAGGAUCCCCAGCCCAAGUUCAAUCCGUUUGGUAUUGAAAAGACGGGUAACCUCACCAAGCCUGGGCUGCAAAAGGGUCCGUAUACUGCCAUUGAGGGAUUUUUGCAGUUGAGAAACCCAAUCAUGAUGCCCAAACCGAAGCAGACCGCUUGA
Trichoderma harzianum CBS 226.95 is the source of this 4248-nucleotide messenger RNA. RefSeq lists its product as hypothetical. The record is from RefSeq and is a predicted model, not a curated record. Bases 1 to 4248 code for a protein of 1415 amino acids. The transcript is spliced from 2 exons. Lineage: Eukaryota; Fungi; Ascomycota; Sordariomycetes; Hypocreales; Hypocreaceae.